GGUCUGAAUCAGGGGCUUGAUUUGGCGCAUGCUCAGAGGAGCUGCUGAUCGCGCGACUGAUUGGCGGCACCCGUGUAAUCCAGCGGUCUAAGUCUUCAUUUUCCUGCUGGCUCCAUGACCGAUGAGAAUCAUCUCCAUUGAAACCAAGAAGACAAAAGAGUCGCUCAGGCCUUUUCAAGCCUUCUCAGCAGAGGACUGAAUGCAAAACACUGUCAAUGUUUGACCCUGCAGGCGACCAUUGAACCCCCCCCCCCCCCCCGAUGUCCCCGCUGAGGGAGACGGCUGGAGGGGUGAGGUCCAGCUCCACAUGGACAUGCAGCCCUCGCAGCUCCGCUCCUCCUACCCUUCUGCACAUGGACUCAAGCCUCCACCGGCCCUAUAAAAAGUCUGCCCCUGCUGGGGUUGCUCAGUCUCACCACCAACUCCACCAGGUAAGACAAGCUGCUUCAAACUGCACCUUCCAGGCUGGGAGAACAAUUUCAACUACAGGAGUCAAUGUUCAGACCACCACCAUGAAAUUCUUGGCCCUUGCUCUUUUGCUGGUCGUCGGCUCCCAGGCCGCUUCCCUGCAGGCUGAUGCCCCCUCUCAGCUGGCCCAGAUCCGGUCCGCUGCAGAUGUCUACAUGACUCAGGUGAAGCAGGGUUUGAUCAAAGCCCUGGAUCAGCUGGAUGACACUCCAUACCAGGAGCUCAAGACCACUCUGACUCAGCGUGUGGAGGACCUGCACACCAACAUCAAGGCCCUGCAGGCCCAGGUCUCCCCCAUGACUGACAGCGUUGUCACCACCAUUUCUGAUGCCACCGCCGAAUUCCGUAACUCCAUCUCACAAGACAUCGAGGCCCUGAGAGCUGAUCUUGCACCCAAACGUGAGAAGCUGAGAGAGGUCCUUGAAAAGCACAUGGAGGAGUACCGAGUCCAGUUGGAGCCCAUCGUCAAAGAGUACCAAGCCAGGCACACCGCCGAAAUGGAAGCUCUGAGAGUCAAGAUGGAGCCCGUGGUGGCAGAGCUGCGUCAGAAGAUGGCCGCCAAUGUGGAGGAGACCAAGGCCGCCCUGAUGCCCAUUGUGGAGUCUGUGCGCGCUAAGCUUGUUGAGCGUCUGGAGCAGCUGAGGCAGUUGGCUGUUCCAUAUGUUGAGGAAUACAAAGAGCAGAUGAAGAACUUUUACAGCCAGGCACAGUCCAUCACAGCUGAAGAUAUUGAAAACUUGAAGGCAAAGAUCACACCUCUUUCUGAGGAAAUCAAGCUAAAGUUUGGAGAGAUCUUUGGGGCCAUCUCAGCAACCUUCAACAAGAACAAGAACUAGAUCCUCCCUGUUCCUUAGACUAACCCUGCCUUACUGCCUGUCCUUGACACAGUCCACCUUAAUUUCCAUUCUUUCUUCGCUCACAAGCAGGCCCAAAGUAAGCUCGUGCCUCCCUGACGACCACACGGCAGGACUUUCCCUCUUGCACACAAUAACAUACUUCAAAGGCACGAGCCCAAGCAAGCGCACGCACAGAGAUGCGCACGUGUCCCGCAUUCACAUGCUUCGUUCCUCACAACUGCUAACAUUUUGUGCUUGAAUUGUGUGUGAAUUACUGCAGGCAUUGACAUCUCUGUGUAAUGAUGAACACAGCUCAAUAAACAUCUGUAUGUUUAUACUCUA
This is a messenger RNA of Oryzias latipes (Japanese medaka), 1646 nucleotides long. RefSeq lists its product as uncharacterized. Gene Ontology annotation, biological process: phospholipid efflux; cholesterol efflux; cholesterol metabolic process. Gene Ontology annotation, cellular component: chylomicron; extracellular region; extracellular vesicle. Gene Ontology annotation, molecular function: phosphatidylcholine-sterol O-acyltransferase activator activity; cholesterol transfer activity; phospholipid binding. The record is from RefSeq and is a predicted model, not a curated record. NCBI's taxonomy places the organism in Eukaryota, Metazoa, Chordata, Actinopteri, Beloniformes, Adrianichthyidae.